UUAACUCUAUUCUCAACCAUCCAAAAUGGCUGCUGUGCAUAGAAGGAGAAGAAGAUUUCGCAGACAAAAUGCUUUACCACGACCAAGAGUGUUUAGGGACAGGAGCAACCCAUUGGAGACGCUGGAGGAAGAGGAGAUUUUUCAGCGCUAUCGAUUCCGACCCGCUACGAUUAACUUUUUAGUCAAUGGACUCCAUGAGGAACUCAAAACUGACACUAACAGGAACAGUCCAAUAUCCCCUCUCUUCCAAGUUUUGCUGUUCCUACGUUUUGUGGCGACAGGGGCUCAUCUCCGUCUGGUAGGGGACAGUCUCGGAAUUUCAGAAUCGUCCGUAGGCAGAUCUGUCAAAGCAGUUGCCUCAGCUAUAGUUGCUGUUUUCGCCAGACUAUACAUUUCCUUUCCUGUCGGAGAAAUGGCAACAAAAGUUAAAGAAGGUUUCAGGAGAAUAGCUGGUACGUAAAUCAAAUGACAUGUAAAAACUCAUAUAGCAGUUUCCUCACUUCAAACGUUAGCGCCACAUGCAUUUUAAUGUUUAUCACUUACUUUACUGAUAAAGUCCCGUUUCCUGCUGUUAAGUUUCCAUGCAACUUCUAACAACACAUAAGUUUUAUCGCCGAAACUGUAAAUGGUGUUGACUGUUUGGUAUUUGGGAAAAAAAACAAACAAACCGCUCAUUUUACUGCUUUUCUUCCUUAUAAGAGUUCCAAUUUAAGGGGAAUUACUGCAUGAGAAAGACGCGCGGAUCCAUUGGCAUGUGUACU
This is a messenger RNA of Saccostrea cuccullata (small rock oyster), 761 nucleotides long. RefSeq lists its product as uncharacterized. NCBI's taxonomy places the organism in Eukaryota, Metazoa, Mollusca, Bivalvia, Ostreida, Ostreidae. The coding region runs from base 26 to 460 and encodes 144 amino acids. The record is from RefSeq and is a predicted model, not a curated record. The transcript has a single exon.